GUGGAAACCUCGUGGGCCAAUUCAGGAGCAGUUUACUCACUCGGAUUCCCAACCCAUCUUCUGAAAAUGACCAAAGGUACCUCCAGUUACGGUAAGCGCCACAACAAGACCCACACGAUCUGCCGUCGCUGUGGCAAGUCUUCUUACCACAUCCAAAAGUCGACGUGCGGCUCGUGCGGUUACCCCGCUGCCAAGUUGCGCAAGUACAACUGGUCCGUGAAGGCUCUCCGCCGCCGCACCACUGGUACCGGCCGCAUGCGUUACUUGAAGACUGUCCCCCGCAAGUUCAAGAACGGAUUCCGUGAAGGUAGCCAGGCCGUCUCCAAGAAGGCCGCCACCAACUAAGCGGUCUAUCUUUGAAUCUGACUGGGAUGUUCGAGUGGACACAAGGGUAGCGCUAGCCCAUUUGCCGCCGCUGGAAGAGGACUGCGUAGGUAGUUCGUUAACUCGGGUUAUCGACGUGGUCAUGGUACCAGUAGCAGCAAAUGUGCAUUGUUGUCCCUUGUAUUCGUCUGGACGCAGAAUAAAAAGAUGAUGUGGAAUAUCGAA
Aphanomyces astaci is the source of this 549-nucleotide messenger RNA. RefSeq names its product 60S ribosomal protein L37. The record is from RefSeq and is a predicted model, not a curated record. Gene Ontology annotation, molecular function: RNA binding; structural constituent of ribosome. The coding region runs from base 67 to 345 and encodes 92 amino acids. Gene Ontology annotation, cellular component: ribosome; cytosolic large ribosomal subunit. The transcript is spliced from 3 exons. Gene Ontology annotation, biological process: translation. NCBI's taxonomy places the organism in Eukaryota, Oomycota, Saprolegniomycetes, Saprolegniales, Verrucalvaceae.